Hemiscyllium ocellatum (epaulette shark) is the source of this 1830-nucleotide messenger RNA. It is a transcript of the gene nop58, whose product is annotated as NOP58 ribonucleoprotein homolog (yeast). The record is from RefSeq and is a predicted model, not a curated record. Bases 36 to 1616 code for a protein of 526 amino acids. Gene Ontology annotation, cellular component: box C/D methylation guide snoRNP complex; small-subunit processome. Lineage: Eukaryota; Metazoa; Chordata; Chondrichthyes; Orectolobiformes; Hemiscylliidae. Gene Ontology annotation, molecular function: snoRNA binding. The transcript is spliced from 15 exons.
CGGCUGUCCUCGUGGUCAGUGAGGAGUUGUUCGCCAUGUUGGUGCUGUUUGAGACCGCGGCGGGAUAUGCUAUUUUCAAGGUCCUGGAUGAGAAGAAACUCCGUGAAGUGGACAAUUUAUGGCGGGAGUUUGAAACAGCUGAAAAAGCAAAUAAACUUGUGAAGUUAAAACAUUUUGAAAAAUUUCAAGAUACCACAGAAGCUCUUGCAGCUGCGACUGCCUUGGUAGAAGGUAAGCUUGGUAAAAGCCUGAAGAAAGUGCUGAAGAAGAUUGCUGCCAAGGAAGCGCACGAGCAGUUGGCUGUUGCAGAUGCCAAACUUGGAGGUGUCAUAAAGGACAAACUUAACUUGAGUUGCAUUCACAAUGCUACAGUUGGUGAGUUGAUGAGAGGAAUUCGAACCCAGGUGAAUGGAUUAAUCAGUGGAUUGCCACCUCGUGAGAUAAGUGCCAUGUCUCUUGGCCUUGCACACAGCCUGUCCCGUUACAAAUUGAAGUUCAGCCCUGACAAGGUGGAUACUAUGAUUGUACAAGCAAUUUCUCUGCUGGAUGACUUGGAUAAAGAGCUAAACAAUUACGUCAUGCGCUGCAGAGAGUGGUAUGGCUGGCAUUUCCCAGAACUUGGAAAAACCGUUACUGAUAACUUGGCAUACUGCAAGUGCGUGCGGAAAUUAGGCGACAGAACCAACACUGCUACCACAGAUCUUUCAGACAUUUUGCCAGAGGAGAUAGAAAAUGCAGUGAAGGUUGCGGCUGAAAUAUCCAUGGGGACAGAAGUAUCUGAGGAAGACAUCGAGCACAUUAUACACCUUUGUGAUCAGGUCGUGCAGAUCUCGGAGUACCGUGCACAGCUCUAUGACUACCUGAAAAACCGAAUGAUGGCUAUUGCACCCAACUUGACUGUGAUGGUUGGAGAGCUGGUAGGAGCCAGACUGAUAGCACACGCAGGCUCUCUGUUGAAUCUGGCAAAGCAUCCUGCAUCCACUGUGCAGAUCCUGGGUGCAGAAAAGGCACUAUUUAGAGCACUGAAAACAAGAAGAGAUACUCCAAAAUAUGGUUUAAUUUACCAUGCCUCAUUGGUUGGGCAGACCACACCAAAGAACAAAGGCAAGAUCUCCAGAAUGUUGGCAGCGAAGUCAGCUUUAGCAAUUCGAUAUGAUGCUCUGGGUGAGGAUACAAAUGCAGAAAUGGGUGUGGAAAACAGAGCCAAGCUAGAAAUCCGCAUAAGACACUUGGAAGAAAAGGGGAUGAGAAGGAUCAGUGGUACAGGAAAGGCCCGUGCACAAUUUGAUAAAUACCAGCACAAGAGUGUGGUCAAAACCUAUGACCCAUCUGGAGACUCGACUCUCCCUUCAGCCUCGAAGAAAAGGAAGUUUGAGGAAGUGGAUAAUGAGGAAGAACAGAAAGAAGUGAAAUCCAAAAAAAAGGCCCGGCUUUCAGAGCCUGCUCUGACAGAACCUGUUGAAGAAGCUGAGCCACCAACAAAGAAGAAAAAGAAGAAAGAGAAGCAGCAGGAGAUGGAUGUAACACAGGAAGAGGAGGAACCAUCAACUUCCUUUCUUACAGAAGAGAUCCCAGAAAAGAAGAAGAAGAAGAAAAAGAAAGUGAAAAGCGAGUGACCUGUUUCCAGUAAAUGAUAGACUCUAAUUCUGUUCAAAGCUUCAGUCGGCCCUGACUGUCCUCUUUACUCAAAAGGAGGCAAAUGUUUUUUGAUGGCAGUUACCAGAACCAUUCGAUUGAAGCAAGACUCUUCAGUUAUUUUUCUAUGAAAAUGGUAAACCUUUUGGUAUAAGAAAUGGGGCUUCAUUUUCAAAUAAACUGUGGCCCAAAACA